This is a messenger RNA of Aethina tumida (small hive beetle), 809 nucleotides long. RefSeq lists its product as uncharacterized. The transcript has 5 exons. NCBI's taxonomy places the organism in Eukaryota, Metazoa, Arthropoda, Insecta, Coleoptera, Nitidulidae. Bases 177 to 740 code for a protein of 187 amino acids. The record is from RefSeq and is a predicted model, not a curated record.
UAGUUAUUAUGAUACAUACAAUAGAAAUUCCCUUUAAUCUCAACAUUUUUGAUCAAAAUAUUGAAUAAGGCGUCAAUCAUCAAUCAAUUGUCACUAUCUAAUCUCACUAUUUUGGGCAUAUAAAGACAUCCACCACACAAGUUUUUGCGCUGGUGGAGGCAGCAUUCGGUCAUGGAAUGAUGCUGACGCCAACAAACAGAGCAUCUUUGUGGAGGUACGAUGACUCCCAGCCACACGAUUACGAGGACAACGAAUUUUUCUGCGGGGGAAUGACGGUACAAUACACCCAAAACGGAGGACGUUGUGGCGAAUGCGGCGAUAACUGGGCGAAACCAAAACCCAGAAGCAACGAGAACGGCGGCACCUACGGCAACGGAAUAGUCACUGCCAAUUAUACAGUUGGGGAUGUCAUUGAAACAUACGUAAGGCUUACAUCCAACCAUAAGGGAACGUUUGCUUAUAGCCUUUGUAUACUGGAGGAUCCGUCGCAACCUGAGACAGAGGACUGCUUCCAACCACUGAAGUUGGCGGAUGGUACAGAUUUAUACGCAGUGUCGUCAACUGAGAAGGAAAUCUACAAUCUUAUUCAACUUCCUGCGGACGUAAAGUGCGACAGAUGCGUCCUUCGAUGGCACUACAGAGCAGGAAAUAACUGGGGUCCAUGUGGGGAUGGAACAUAUGAUGAGGGUUGUGGAGACCAGGAAACCUUCAGAUCUUGUGCAGAUAUUUCAAUUUUUUAAUUUAAUAAUUUAAAAAAAUUGUAUUAUAAUAAUUAAUAGAUCAACUAAUAAAACUAUUAUUUAUUAAUA